AUGCAUGGCGACAUACCAGAGGAAGUGGAUAAGGAGCUGUCGUUAAAUAUGGAGCAAUCCGCAGGAUUGCCGGCUGUGCGAGUUGGUGCGUGGACUUUCGAGGUAGUGGGUGCAUCCGGAGCACACUACUCUGUGGAUCUCCAGAAAAGGACGUGUACAUGCCUCGAAUUUCAGUGUCUUGAAUACCAUGUCGGCACGCAAUUUCUGCUGCCACAGUUGAUGGACGACAUUCACAAGAAGCCAACAUGGUUAUCCUCAAUAUCAUGUAUCACAUUCCCCAUCCCUGAUCCAGACAAUGUUGAUGUUCCCCAGUAUAUUCUCGACCUACCGGAGACCAUGUUCCCGAAGUUGAAGCGACCUCCUGGAAGGCCAGCGAAGAAAAGGAAAAGGUCCGCUGGUGAAUACCCGGUUCCGGAAGGCGGUACGGCGAAAAAGAAGAAACACAACAAGUGUAGUAUAUGCCACAAAGGCGGGCAUAACCGGAGGUCGUGCAAGGAACCACUCGACUGA
This is a messenger RNA of Microthlaspi erraticum, 510 nucleotides long. NCBI's taxonomy places the organism in Eukaryota, Viridiplantae, Streptophyta, Magnoliopsida, Brassicales, Brassicaceae. The record is from the annotation of a GenBank genome assembly.